AUGGCGACAGGUAAAAUCAAAGUGACAAAACAUGAAAGAGGCAAAAAGUGGCGGCAACUACUCCCGCCAAUUUUGGUGGACGCUGGCUGGCUGCUAAAGCUGGCUGCAGACCUCCUCGUACUCGAAGCUAUCACCCCAGAACUUUGCUACAAGUGCUCGUUGCACACCAUGAAGUUCCAUGCGCGUGCGAUCCAGAUGAAAGAUAUGCCUGUAGGAGAAUAA
This is a messenger RNA of Phytophthora infestans T30-4, 222 nucleotides long. RefSeq lists its product as uncharacterized. The transcript has 2 exons. The coding region runs from base 1 to 222 and encodes 73 amino acids. The record is from RefSeq and is a predicted model, not a curated record. NCBI's taxonomy places the organism in Eukaryota, Oomycota, Peronosporomycetes, Peronosporales, Peronosporaceae.